UAUUCGUAGAAAAUACUUUGAACAGUAAAGAUGUUCGGAAAAAUUACUGAAGUACCGAUGGUACUCGCAACCCUGAUUUUCUCAUACUUUGAAGUUCUUUAUAGAAUGAUUGUCCCAAGGCCAAGGAAGAGUAUAGCAGGGCAGGUUGCCUUGAUUACCGGUGCAGGUGGCGGUAUUGGUUUCCAAGAAUCGUUACAAUUUGCUGCAGAAGGGGCUAAAGUGAUUCUUGUCGACGUCAAUAAGAAACUUUUAAAUAAAGUUGUAACGGCAGUCGAAGAAAAAGGCGGAACUGUUUAUAGUUAUGUAUGCGACAUUACCAGUAAGUCGGAGGUUGAUUUACUAUUCGAAAAAAUAUGGGAAGACGUAGGCCAAGUUGAUAUACUAGUUAACAAUGCCGGAGUUAUGCCUGUUAGAAAAAUCUCUGAUUUAAGCCAGAGAGAAAUAGAGCUAACCUUUCACCUUAAUAUUAUCUGUCAUUUUUGGCUUAUUCAACACGUUCUCCCCGGUAUGAAGAAGAGAAGGAGUGGACAUAUUGUAGAAAUUGCAUCCAUGGCUGGUGUAGUUGGUAAAUCUAUGUUAACUGACUACUGCUCUUCAAAAUUUGCAGUAGUCGGCCUAAGUGAAUCACUUAAACACGAACUUCAGUUAGAAAAAUUUACCGAUAUCCACGUGACAUGCAUAUGUCCAAUGUUUGUUGAUACACACUUGAUUUCUAAUGUAUUGGAUCAUUCUAAUUAUAAAACCGACGUUCUCUUAACACCUGAACACGUUGCCUCAGUUAUAGUUGACGCUACCUUACGUAAUAAAUUCAUGGUAUCAAUUCCUGGUUAUUUGCUAAGCUUAGUAUAUUUCUUAAAAUUAUACAUUCCAAUGAGAGCUCUAAUUAAAUUGGACGAAUUUAUGAGAGAAGGUUUCUUCCCGAAGACGAAAGCCGAAUGA
Dimorphilus gyrociliatus is the source of this 939-nucleotide messenger RNA. NCBI's taxonomy places the organism in Eukaryota, Metazoa, Annelida, Polychaeta, Dinophilidae. The record is from the annotation of a GenBank genome assembly.